Molecule: messenger RNA, 576 nt
Organism: Chironomus riparius
Lineage: Eukaryota; Metazoa; Arthropoda; Insecta; Diptera; Chironomidae
Source: the annotation of a GenBank genome assembly
AAAAAAUCAUUUUUUGAAUCUAAAAUAUUUUUAUCGACUAUCCUAAAAGCAAAUAAUGCAGAAGUCAUGCAGUUGAAUUAAUUUUUUUCUCAUACUAAAUGCCAUUGAUAAGAAACAAAGCCGUAAAAUGUUUCAGAAGUAUAUAAGCUCGACAGAAUGAUUUUUUUAACAAGUUAAACCUCAAACAACCAACCACGAGAAUCAUAACGAUGGAUAAAAAAGUUUUGUUACUUUUAAUAACUUUCAUUACAGCCACAUGUGCCGAACCAUUUAUAUUUGAUAUCCUUUAUGAGCUAUUUGAUUCAUCAGAAGAGUACAGUUGGGAUAACAAAAAUAUUUCUAUUCAAUGCAAAAAUUGUUCAAUUUCUGUAAAUGGUCAGCAAGUGGGAAAUGAAAUGACAACUAUGAAUGGAAUGGCAGGCAUGAAUGGGACGAAUGGAAUGGCAAGUACAGAUGUCAUGUCAACGACACCAAAUGCGAAUUGACAAAAUAGAAAUGGGCGAUAAUUAACUACUUUUCAAAUAAAACCUUGUUCGUUUUAAAAAUCAUUUAAGUCUUCAACUGUUAAUGUACCCC